Messenger RNA from Lolium rigidum, 2859 nucleotides. Its product is annotated as serine/arginine repetitive matrix protein 1-like. The record is from RefSeq and is a predicted model, not a curated record. The transcript has a single exon. Lineage: Eukaryota; Viridiplantae; Streptophyta; Magnoliopsida; Poales; Poaceae. Bases 293 to 2446 code for a protein of 717 amino acids.
UCCCCCGGCGCCCCAGCUUUCCUUUCAACCAAAUCAUUUCGAUUUCGUGCCGCAUUAUAUAACCGGACAAACUACUUACGAACGCACAGCGCUACUAAUAUCCAUCGCCGCACCUCACGUAUAUAAGCACCGAGGAAGAAAGCAGCCAACACACCAGCAGAUUAGCGAAGAGAAAAGAGAGAGGGAUCCAAAAAGCUCGACACGAACCAUUCUGCCGCGGCCUUUUUUGCUCUUUUGGCUUUCGCAUCUCUACUCCACCGUGCAAGGAAUCAGCGGCAGCGGCGGCGCCGGGAUGGACGGCGCGCAGGCGAGGAACGGCCCGAGCGUCGACGGCGGCGCGGGCCCCAGCACCUCCUACUCCACCGCCGACAACGACGACAAUGGCGGCGCGGGCGGCGCCAAGGUCUGGGUCCUCGUGCUCCUCUUCUCCCUGCUCGUGCUCCUCUUCCUCCCGUCCGCGGUGCGGCGAGGCGGGACGUCGGGCGGCGGCGGGUUCCAGCGCGGAGGGAUCACGCUCAAGAGCGGCUGGGACGUCGUCAACCUCUGCCUCGUCCUCUUCGCCAUCCUCUGCGGCCUUCUCGGCCGCGGCGGCGGCGAUGGCGAUGGCGACGGGGAGUCCGCCAGCGCUGCGGCGGCGGCGGCGGCGAAGAGCCGUCGCGAGGUGUCCCCGGCGAUGGCGGAGCCGGAGCCGAUCGCGGAGGCGUCCACCGAGGACGUGUGGGAGAGGCUCAACAGCUCCUACGACUCCAACCAGAGCGCGCACACCACGGCGGGGAUCCGGCGGAUGAAGAGCAGCAGCUCGUACCCGGAGCUGCGGCUCGGCAGCGACGGCGUGUGGGGCCUCGAGUCGCCGGAGCUGGCCUGGCGCCCCUACGACGACGCCGAGCUGUACCGGCCGCGGCGAGACGACUGGCCCGAUCGGAACCGGGGGGACGCGGAUCGCCCGAGGCUGAGGAGGACGUCGUCGGACGUGAACGCGAUCCCGGUGGACAAGUACGAGGUGCGCGCGCCGCCUCAGGACGAGAGGAGGCGGAGGCGCAGCGUCGAGAAGCCCCAGAAGAUGGCUAAGGUGGUGGAGGAGGAGAGGACAGUGGAGACUCUUGCGGCGAGGCCGGCGAGGAGCAGGACGUGGAGCCCGGAGGAGCUCAACGCUACGCUGUCGGAGGCGGACAAGUACGAGGUGCCCACGCCUCUGGGUGCCAGGAGGCCAAGGCGGAGCGCCGAGAAGCUGCCGAAGAUGCCUGCGGUGGUUGAGGACGAGCAUCCUUCGGCGGAGACUCUUGCGGCGAGGCCGUCGAGGAGCAGGACGUGGAGUCCGGAGGAGCUGAACGCUACGCUCUCGGAGCUUGCGUCCGCGGCACCGCCAGCGGUGACUCCGCGGCCUAGGCAUCGCCGGCACAGCGUGGAGAGCCUGCCGACGAUGGAGGAAGUGGAGAAGGAGAUUAUAGUGGAAGAGAUCAAUAACCCGCUCCCAUCGUCGACUGGGCUGUUUCCACCGGGGACGCCACCGCCACCACCACCUCCUCCGCCGCCACCGGCGACAAUGUCGAGGAGCAAGAAGAAGAGGAGCGGGAGCGUGGGCGGGGCCAAGGAACUGGCCUCCGCCAUUGCUCUGUUCUACCAGAAGAAGCGCAAGAGCAUUAUCAUGAAGAGGGAGAGGCACCACCACCACCACCAUCAUCUGUCCGACGACCACUACUCGUCGCCUUCGUCCGAAUCAUCGGCGAGCCCCGAAGCCACCACCCGCACCAAUCCACCGCCGCGGCCACCACCACCACCCCCUCCCCCUCCGCCGCCAUCAUCCAUCUUCUCCAACCUCUUCAAAAAAGGAGGCAACAAGAGCCGCCGCAUCCACUCCCUCGCGCCGCCGAGACCGCCUCCUCCGCCUCCACCAACGCACCGAUCCAGGAAACCACCACAGCCCCCGUCUCGCCUCGUUCCUACGCCGCCACCGCCAGCUCCGGUGAGGACACGGCCGCCGCGCGCGCACGCGCACGCGUAUGCGCACCCGCAACGGCCACCACACGCGCAGGGGUACCCGCAGCAGCCGCCACUGUACCACAUGCCUCGCGGUGUCGUCUACCACAGCUACCGGCUCCCGCCGCCAUCGCCCCCAAUGCCGCCACCACCCCCUCCACCGCCGAUGUCAGAGGGGGAGGAGGAGGUUCCGUCGGUCACGGCGUCGCCGGCGCCUUCGUACUGCGCGAGCCCCGACGUUAACACCAAGGCGGACAACUUCAUCGAACGCUUCCGCGCUGGGCUGAAGCUGGAGAAGAUCAAUUCGUACCGGGAGAAGUUGCAGAUCCAGGAAGGCGCGACCGUGACCAUGGCGGAGGAGGACGGGGAAUUCAUGGUGAUCGGCUCGCUCUUCGAAGAUGAUGGCGAUAUGUCGUUGCCGGGGACGCCGGCAACCGCCGCCGCGGCUGCUGUCGCCGUGGGCUACUAAUUUUACUCCUGACUUGAUAAGUGUUGCAUUGACGCUUGGAAAUAAAGGAGAGAAAAAAACUUAAAAAUUCAAAACAGUCAAAAAGCCAAAAAAAAAACUUUGUUUCUUGGAUUAUUUACCGUAUUUUCCAUGGGAUUUUUCUGGGUAUUAGGAGAAUUGACACGAGUGAGAUUGGGUAAUUGGUUGCUGAUGGAGAGGAUCAAUGCAGUGUAUUAUUAGUACUACAUGAGUGAGUAAGUGAGAUAUAUAUAUAGAGAGAGAGACAUUACUCUAAUUGUACAGAGUGAUAUAGAGCUUGAUGAGCAUGUUUUAAAAUGGCCAGAAAGCUCUACCAAGAUGUUGCAUUAGGUGAUGUGAUGUGAAUUCCAUGUGUGUCUAUAUACCAGAAAGUAAUAGAGCUUUACAUUUUUGUU